Messenger RNA from Symbiodinium natans, 381 nucleotides. Lineage: Eukaryota; Dinophyceae; Suessiales; Symbiodiniaceae. The record is from the annotation of a GenBank genome assembly.
GUCCAGCGGCCCCGAACUAGCCACACGGGGCCGCCCCACUUGGCUUUGCCGCUGCCCGCCUGGGCGGCCGGAAGGGUGCAGAAACUCCUGGUUGUACGUUCCCUUGUUGCAUGCGGCUGUGGGCACGCUUUCCUCCGAAAUCACAUCAGCAUGGGCACAGCACCCGCUCUGCGGCGAGCGCUGGUGCCGACUGGUUCGCGCACUCGCCGGCGCGGCGGCGCUACUUGUCGAAAGGCUGGCUGCCCUGCUGUACGCGUUGGCGGAAGCCGAGGAAUCCGAGGACGCCACCCCUGCAAGCUAUGCACCGGCGCUGACCCAGGCGGCAUUGCUCGAGGCGUACGGAGGCCACGCCGUUGCAGUCGAGGCCGCAGCGCUUUCUGA